This is a messenger RNA of Anopheles merus, 360 nucleotides long. RefSeq names its product histone H4-like. Gene Ontology annotation, cellular component: nucleosome. Gene Ontology annotation, biological process: nucleosome assembly. Gene Ontology annotation, molecular function: structural constituent of chromatin; DNA binding; protein heterodimerization activity. Bases 46 to 321 code for a protein of 91 amino acids. Lineage: Eukaryota; Metazoa; Arthropoda; Insecta; Diptera; Culicidae. The transcript is spliced from 2 exons. The record is from RefSeq and is a predicted model, not a curated record.
CAAUUUAAAGUGUGAACAUCGUGCACGUACCAUCCUGUGCUCAUCAUGACUGGAAGAGGAAAGGGAGGAAAAGGCCUGGGUAAAGGAGGAGCCAAGCGUCACCGAAAAGUGCUGCGGGAUAACAUCCAGGGCAUUACCAAGCCCGCCAUCCGCCGUUUGGCUCGGCGUGGAGGAGUGAAACGUAUCUCCGGCCUCAUCUACGAGGAAACCCGUGGCGUGCUGAAAGUGUUUCUGGAGAAUGUGAUCCGUGAUGCGGUCACUUACACUGAACACGCCAAGCGACAAACCUUUCAUCCUCUUGAAGCAAUAAUCACCGUGUGAAACAUACCGUUUUUUUGCAUCAGCUCAAAUCUGACUUAC